Molecule: messenger RNA, 537 nt
Organism: Coccomyxa subellipsoidea C-169
Lineage: Eukaryota; Viridiplantae; Chlorophyta; Trebouxiophyceae; Coccomyxaceae
Product: shikimate kinase
Exons: 4
Cellular component (GO): cytosol
Source: RefSeq, a predicted model, not a curated record
UUGGAUGGUAGCAGCUUGUACCUGGUUGGCAUGAUGGGCAGCGGGAAGAGCACGGUGGGAAAGAUGGUGGCGGCCGCUCUAGAGUACCCUUACGUGGACAGCGACAAGCUCAUAGAGGAGCGGGCCGGCUGUACAGUAGCGCAGAUCUUUGCCGCACAGGGGGAGCAGGCCUUCAGGGACCUCGAGAGCAGCGUGCUGCAGGAGCUGGCAGCCAGCAAGGCGGUGAUGGUGUCGACUGGCGGAGGGGUGGUCACCAGGGAGCAGAAUUGGGAGAGCAUGCGUCAUGGGUUAGUCAUCUGGCUGACUGGACCGCCGGAGCUGCUCGCCAAGCGCGCUGUCAGCGACGGCACUCAGUCGCGGCCGCUGCUCAGCCAAGGCUCUUCCGGAUCAAGUGAGGUGGACAUCCUGGACAAGAGGCAGCACAUGUACGCGCAGGCCGAUCUCCAUAUUCCCCUCGAGGGUUCCCCUGGAGACCCUAGCGAUUGCGGCGCGACCCCUGCAGUCAUCGCAUAUAGGUCAGCAUUUAUUCUUUCAUAG